AUGUCCCCCAGCGUCCACCUGGUCACUAAGCAAGACAAACUUCCAGAUGGUAGAAGCUUUACAAGCCAAACUCUUAUCGAUUUGGAGCAUCAGUAUGGAGCCCACAAUUAUCACCCGCUCCCUGUUGUCUUUGAUCGAGCCGAAGGAUGUGCAGUAUGGGAUCCAGAGGGAAAUCGGUACAUCGAUUGUCUUUCGGCCUAUUCAGCCGUCAACCAAGGCCACUGUCACCCAAAGAUAUUAAAAGCGUUAGUCGAUCAAGCGGGUCGUCUAACACUCUCAUCCAGAGCCUUUCACAACUCGGCGCUAGGACCAUACCUCGCAAAACUUUGCUCGACGUUUGGGUAUCAAAGAGCUUUACCUAUGAACACAGGAGUCGAAGCUGUUGAGACCGCACUCAAGCUAGCUCGCAAAUGGGCUUACACGAAAAAGGGGGUCCCCGAAGGUCAAGCAAUAAUCUUGAGCGUCGAGGGGAACUUUCAUGGCAGGACCUUAGGUGUAAUUGGAAUGAGUACUGAUCCCGAUUCCCGCAAUGCCUUUGGGCCAUUCUUAAAAGGUAUCGGUUCGAGCUGCCCAAUUAGCCCUCCGAACGAGGCUGAAGGAAGGUUAUUGAAAUACAAUAACUUUAACGAUAUUGAGCGUGCCCUACAAGCGCAUGGAAGAAAUACUGCCGCGGUUUUACUAGAGCCUAUUCAAGGUGAAGCAGGGGUUGUUGUUCCAGACGAUGACUACCUCCCGAAAGUUAAGGCUUUAUGUACGCUACACAACGUGCUAUUGAUAUUGGAUGAAGUACAAACUGGACUUGGUCGAACAGGAAAGCUUCUAUGUCAACAUCAUUCGAAUGUUCGAGCUGAUAUUACUACUCUCGGGAAGGCUUUAUCCGGGGGAUUUUAUCCAGUCUCAGUGGUUUUAGCGGAUGAAAAUAUUAUGGACGUCAUUAAGCCCGGAGAACAUGGGUCUACAUUCGGUGGGAACCCAUUAGGCUGCGCAGUAGCAGUCGCGGCAUUGGAUGUGUUGCUUGACGAGAACUUGGCAGAGAGGGCCGAGGAAAUGGGGCAGAUGAUGAGAGAUGGUCUCCUGGAAUUGAAAUCGAUUCGACCAUCAGCAGAUAGUCCAACAGGUUAUAUUCAGACCGUCCGAGGAAAAGGUUUAUUGAAUGCGAUUGUCAUUGAUUCAAGUUUAUCUCCCAAGAAAAGGGGGGCAUGGGAGCUUUGCUUAUUGAUGAAAUCGCGAGGUGUUCUGGCCAAGCCAACGCAUUCGAAUAUCAUCAGAUUGGCACCACCCUUGAUAAUCGGAGCGGAGGAAGUUAAACAAGUUGUUAAGGUUAUCGCCGAGUGUUUAAAAGAUUUAGAUCAAGUCGAUCAAAUAGUCGAAUAA
Messenger RNA from Puccinia triticina, 1374 nucleotides. RefSeq lists its product as uncharacterized. The record is from RefSeq and is a predicted model, not a curated record. Gene Ontology annotation, molecular function: L-ornithine transaminase activity; pyridoxal phosphate binding; identical protein binding. Gene Ontology annotation, cellular component: cytoplasm. Lineage: Eukaryota; Fungi; Basidiomycota; Pucciniomycetes; Pucciniales; Pucciniaceae. The transcript is spliced from 9 exons. Bases 1 to 1374 code for a protein of 457 amino acids.